CAUUUUUUUUUCUCAUCUCAUCUGCAAGCUUGCAUAAUUGUAGGGCCAGACAAUUUCAAUUGUUAACAAAAGAGCAGUUAAUAGCCAGUAGUAUUUAGACGUGUGUGAGUAUUUUGAAUCCGUUUAGGGUGUUGAGAUUUUAUUUGUUUUGAAAAAAGUUUUAACUCACGAUAUUCAGCAAAAAACAACAACUUUUGAAGUCAACCCGGAACGAACUUAAAGCUACAGUUAGCUACUAACUUUAUCUAGCCAAACGGACAAUUUCUAGCUACCUAACAUUAAGUUAAUUUGGUAACUAGCUACUUCAUUUGUUUCUUCGAAUGAAUGUUUCUUGCUCUUCUAUUAAAACGUUAAGUAUUCGGCUUCCUAGCAAGUUACAUGACAUAUGCAUAGUAAAAGCUAACAUGUACUAGCUAGCUUGCUGGCUGGCCAACGCCUUUUUCCCCUUUUUUUGCCCCCUUUAUGCUCGUCGUCGCACAAAUGUAGUUUGGAAACGUGUCGUAGUUAACAUGGACCAGAAUUCUGCGGCAAGCGUUUGACAGACACAACAGUACAACUUUGUAGCUAGAAUUAGAAUGUCAUUCCGUCUUUUUUACUAAACGUUUUUUCCAUUUGGAUAACUUGUCAAAAGCCAGGUAGCUUUCCAGCUUUACAUUAUCAUAGUAUUUAGGAUUUACCUGCUGGGAUCAAAAUGGGUUGCACACUAAGUGCCGAAGAUAAAGCUGCCAUGGAGAGGAGUAAAAUCAUUGAUCGGAAUCUGAGAGAAUCUGGCGAAAAGGCUUCAAGUGAAGUCAAAUUGUUGCUUCUAGGUGCUGGGGAGUCUGGGAAGAGCACCGUUGUAAAGCAGAUGAAAAUCAUCCAUGAGGAUGGCUACACACAGGAGGAGUGUAGCCAGUACAGGGUUGUGGUUUACAGCAACACCAUCCAGUCCAUCAUCGCCAUCAUCAGAGCCAUGGGCAGGCUCGCCAUUGACUUUGGGGACACAGCAAGAUCAGAUGAUGCCCGCCAGCUCUUUACCUUGGCCAGCGCAGCAGAGGAAGGGGUCAUGACCGCUGAACUGGCUGGGGUCAUGAAGAGGUUAUGGCAGGAUGGAGGGGUCCAGAUCUGCUUUGGCAGGUCCAGAGAGUACCAGCUCAACGACUCAGCCUCAUAUUACCUGAAUGACUUGGACAGGAUAUCCCAGCAGAACUAUGUGCCCACGCAGCAGGAUGUUCUGCGGACAAGAGUCAAGACCACCGGCAUCGUGGAGACACACUUCACAUUCAAGGACCUCUACUUCAAGAUGUUUGAUGUGGGGGGUCAGAGGUCAGAGAGGAAGAAGUGGAUCCACUGCUUUGAGGGAGUCACAGCCAUCAUCUUCUGUGUGGCGCUCAGUGACUAUGACCUAGUGCUGGCUGAGGAUGAGGAGAUGAACCGUAUGCAUGAGAGCAUGAAGCUAUUUGACUCUAUCUGCAACAACAAGUGGUUCACAGGCACCUCCGUCAUCCUCUUUCUCAACAAGAAGGAUCUGUUUGAGGACAAGAUCCAGAAGAGUCCGCUCACUAUCUGCUACCCAGAGUACUCAGGUCCAAAUGCAUACAAAGAGGCGUCAACCUACAUUCAGUGUCAGUUUGAAGACUUGAACAAGCGGAAGGAUACAAAGGAGAUCUACACCCAUUUCACUUGUGCUACUGACACUAAGAACGUGCAGUUUGUCUUUGACGCUGUCACUGACGUCAUUAUCAAAGCCAGCCUGAAGGAGGUUGGCUUGUACUGAGACUCCUGCAACAUCUGUCUGUCAUCAUAGGGGCGGGAGUGUGUUGGAAUCGUCUUGCGCAUUUACAAGUGGAAAUCGCUCAUUGCCAUUGACAGUCCACAUCUAUGAUUGGCUAUUGGAAAGGUUCAGUGUUUGAACUGCAGAAGUAGGCUGCAGAGUACAUAGGAGUGGUUGUUAGACCAUAUACUGUUGCCAUAAUGUAUGAUGAAUUCUUGGAUAUUUCAAGACAAGAUUACAUAGGCCACUUAUGUGCUUUUGCUUUUCUAUACAUUUACAUUUAAGUCAUUUAGCAGACGCUCUUAUCCAGAGCGACUUACAAAUUGGUGCAUUCACCUAUACUUUUGUUGUGGAUUUAUGGCUAUGGACUUACUUUUUAAGUUGUGAGUGUUGGAUUUCUCAUUUUUGAAUGUUAUUGCUAAAUUUCUGUCAAACCUUUCAAACAUUCUGCACUUAGGCUUUCAGCGUUCACUUUAAAGGGAUAAAAGGUAUUAAUUACAUUGUAUAUUUUGAAUAGGAUAUCAACUAUUAUGCAUUUUAUGAGUUUUGAUAAUUGUCUUUUAUAACUAAGUCUUUCUUACAGUAUAAAUGGUCAUGGCCUUGUCCACUAGUGUUAAGUAUUUCUAAUUAUCUCUUGGAAAUGUUAAUAUGCUGAAUUCUUUUUGUUUUAAUUCAUCACUAUUCAGAUCGUUACAUAACACUUAAGUAGUUUACUGGCUGUAAACCAACUGUAAGAGAUUAAUUUUCAAAUUAUAUCACUUGAUGUUUUAAACCACUUUUAAAGAAUAAGCUUUUGUAAUGGUUGCCUUAACUUUGAUUAUGUUGCCCAUUUUCUUUGGAUUAUCUUUGUAUAUAACUAUUUGUAUAAAGAUGAUGGCCUUUCACUUAGUGGCCUUAUUAGAAACUAUAAGUAUUUGCCAUUGAAAUGCUCCUUUUUAUGUUAAUCACAUUGCCAUUUGGACAUUUAACAUGAAUGUUCCUUUGAUUAAAUUGAAUGUGGGCCA
Molecule: messenger RNA, 2757 nt
Organism: Salvelinus namaycush (lake trout)
Lineage: Eukaryota; Metazoa; Chordata; Actinopteri; Salmoniformes; Salmonidae
Product: guanine nucleotide-binding protein G(i) subunit alpha-like
Exons: 8
Coding region: 692-1756 (354 amino acids)
Biological process (GO): adenylate cyclase-modulating G protein-coupled receptor signaling pathway
Cellular component (GO): heterotrimeric G-protein complex
Molecular function (GO): G protein-coupled receptor binding; G-protein beta/gamma-subunit complex binding; GTPase activity
Source: RefSeq, a predicted model, not a curated record